Molecule: messenger RNA, 2123 nt
Organism: Suncus etruscus (white-toothed pygmy shrew)
Lineage: Eukaryota; Metazoa; Chordata; Mammalia; Eulipotyphla; Soricidae
Gene: COL25A1
Product: collagen type XXV alpha 1 chain
Exons: 39
Coding region: 35-2113 (692 amino acids)
Source: RefSeq, a predicted model, not a curated record
GGGAGGUGUCGCGGCCGCCGGCCACGCCGUCGCAAUGCUGGGGAAGAAGCCAAGCGGGAAAGGAGGGUCCCGGGAGCCGGGCGCGCAGACCCCGGGCUCCGCCGGCCCGCGUUGCGCCCGCGCCGUGGCCCCGUGCGCGGCCCUCCUGUUCCUAGUGGCCGUCGCGUCUUGUCUGUACCUGGGGGUGAAAACCAACGACCUCCAGGUUAGGAUCGCCGCGCUCGAAGCUGCCCAGACCGGGGACCCCGCUUUCCGCGCGCUGCCCAAAGCUUACCUGGAGGAGCUGAACGCGAUGGUGCACGAGAAGGUGGAACGACUUCUGGCUCAGAAAUCCUAUGAACAUAUGGCCAAAAUCAGAAUCGCCAGAGAAGCACCUUCAGCAUGCAUCUGCCCAGCAGGACCUCCUGGGAAGCGAGGCAAGAGAGGCCGAAGAGGAGAAUCAGGUCCUCCAGGUCAACCGGGUCCUCAGGGCCCUCCUGGUAUGAAAGGUGAUAAGGGAGAACAAGGUGAUCAAGGACCUCGGAUGGUGUUUCCUAAAAUCAAUCAUGGCUUUCUCUCUGCUGAUCAGCAGCUCAUUAAACGCCGCCUGAUUAAGGGUGACCAAGGACAGGCUGGGCCUCCAGGCCCCCCAGGCCCUCCAGGCCCCAGGGGGCCACCAGGUGACACAGGGAAGGAUGGUCCCCGAGGAAUGCCAGGUGUACCCGGUGAACCAGGGAAACCAGGAGAACAAGGCAUGAUGGGACCACUGGGGCCUCCGGGACAAAAGGGUUCUGUUGGAGCACCUGGAAUUCCAGGGAUGGAUGGACAAAAGGGUGAUCCUGGAUUGCCUGGAGCAGUUGGACAGGAAGGAAUUCCUGGGCUGAAGGGGGAACCUGGAGAAAGAGGCGAAAAGGGAAAUGCUGGAGAGAGUGGUCCCAAAGGAGAUCCUGGUGAAAAGGGUGACCCUGGAUCCUCAGCUGCAGGAAUCAAGGGAGAACCUGGAGAAACUGGUCGGCCAGGGCAAAAGGGUGAACCCGGGCUUCCUGGGCUUCCUGGACUUCCGGGGAUAAAGGGAGAACCAGGUUUCAUGGGUCCUCAGGGAGAACCAGGCCUACCCGGUUUGCCAGGAACAAAGGGUGAACGUGGGGAGAUGGGACCACCUGGAAGAGGAGAGCGAGGAGAGCCUGGCAUCCCGGGACCUAAGGGCAAACAAGGUGAAUCAGGAACUAGAGGCCCAAAAGGGUCAAAGGGUGAUCGAGGUGACAAAGGUGACUCAGGAGCUCUGGGACCAAGGGGCCCACCUGGUCAAAAAGGGGAUCAAGGAGCCACAGAGAUCAUCGACUACAAUGGCAACCUCCAGGAGGCCUUGCAGAGGAUUACCACCUUAACUGUCACGGGUCCCCCUGGACCACCUGGGCCUCAAGGACUACAAGGACCAAAGGGAGAGCCAGGAUCUCCAGGCAUCCCAGGAGCUGACGGAGAGCAGGGGCUCAAAGGUUCGAAAGGAGACAUGGGCGACCCAGGUGUUCCAGGUGAAAAAGGAGGAAUUGGACUUCCUGGAUUACCGGGUGCCAAUGGAAUGAAGGGAGAAAAAGGAGAUUCCGGGUUGCCUGGUCCUCAGGGCCCUUCCAUCAUUGGCCCUCCAGGCCCACCCGGCCCCCAUGGCCCACCUGGCCCAAUGGGACCCCAUGGACUUCCUGGGCCAAAGGGUGAACCAGGGUUAACUGGUGUUAAAGGAUUGAAGGGUGACCCAGGUCAAAAGGGUGACAGAGGACCCCUUGGUCUCCCAGGAGCAUCUGGCUUAGACGGGAAGCCAGGAUCCCGGGGUACAGAUGGCCCUAUGGGACCUCAUGGCCCUGCAGGUCCCAAAGGAGAACAAGGUGAAAAGGGAGCUGUGGGAGAGCCAGGACCCCGAGGACAGUAUGGUUUGCCUGGGAAGGAUGGAGAGCCAGGUUUGGAUGGUUUCCCAGGCCCACGAGGCGAGAAGGGUGAUCUAGGAGAAAAGGGAGAAAAGGGAUUCCGUGGCGUUAAGGGGGAAAAAGGGGAGCCGGGUCAGCCCGGUCUGGACGGGCUGGAUGCCCCUUGCCAAUUGGGGCCAGAUGGAUUACCUAUGCCUGGUUGUUGGCAAAAGUGAUACCUCUAAC